UAAGCAUAUGGAUUGGCUUUCUACCUUUUCCUAUCCACGAAAUCUCUCCAUUGAAUAAAAAUAGAGAAACAGACUUUGUACACCAACAAAACAGUCUCUGUAGUGAAGAUACAAAUCCAGGAGAAAUUCUCCAAGGAGAAAAUGUUACGCAGUCCUAAAUUCUUGCAAUCCUCUCAAUUUCUUCAUCCGCCAAUACCACCAUCACAUCCUCCACAACUUCAAAACAUACCCACUCUCACACCUUUUCCCAUCAUCAAACAAUGCUGCAAAUUCUCACGGAGAGAGCUUGCAAUUGGAAGCAGUUCUUCGUUGCUUCUCCUCUUGGGCUCUCAAAAUCUUGAGCCAUUCCUCCAGUCCAGGGCACAAGCUGAAGAAAACAUAGCAGACACCAACAUAAAUGAAGGACAAGAGGAAAACUCAAACGCCACUCCCAAUUGCACUAAUAAAAACCCAACAAGGAAAGCAUUCCUUGAUAUAUCCAUUGAUGGAGAACCUGUUGGUCGCAUCAUCAUCGGGCUAUAUGGGGAUGAUGCCCCGGCUGGAGCUGCUAGAUUCAGCAAACUUGUCAGUGGAGCUGCUGGUAUAAGCUACAGAAGAAAAGAGUUCAUUAAAAUCAUGCCGAAUUAUGUUCAACAUGGUGGAGUUAGAUCCUAUGGUGUGGAUGUUGAACUUGCAAAGAGCACCGGAAGUGAUUUGGCAGCUGAAAGUCUCAUUGAUGAAUGGCAGAGAUCAUAUGAGAAGUGUCCAGGGACAAAGAACCUGGCUGGAACUGUGAGCAUCAUUGUGAGGAAUCCUUUAAAACCGCCUCCAAAAUUGAAGGUGGUAGCACGGAAAGGGAAGCUGGAGAUUGAUCAAGAGGAGGUUGGAAUAGACCCGAAUGGGACAGAAUUUGCGAUUACCACCAAGGAUUCUCCGGAGCUGGAUGCAUCAGCUUUAGUUGUUGGAAAAGUUUUGGGAGGAAUGGAAGUUGUGGAGAGGAUUGGACAGGUGAAGACUGUGAGUGAGAACACUAGUUCCCCGUAUUUUAGGGUGGCCAAGCUGAUAGGCGAUAAGAGGGCUGUCGUGGCAGAAAGAGGCUUCAACCGUCCUUACUCAAAGGUGGCUGUCACAAAUUGCGGCUUAAUAGAGUAGCAUCAAUUGAUGUACCCCACAACCUGUUUCUUCUUUUCUUUUUUUUCUUUUUUUAUUAUUAUAGCUGGAAGAGAGAACAUUUCUUUGUAAAACAGUAUAAUUCAGUGUUGUCCGGAAAAAAAAAAAAAAAAAAGCCUCAAUACAUUCUUUUAGUAUUGUAA
Molecule: messenger RNA, 1292 nt
Organism: Quercus robur (English oak)
Lineage: Eukaryota; Viridiplantae; Streptophyta; Magnoliopsida; Fagales; Fagaceae
Product: peptidyl-prolyl cis-trans isomerase CYP26-2, chloroplastic
Exons: 2
Coding region: 142-1131 (329 amino acids)
Biological process (GO): protein peptidyl-prolyl isomerization
Cellular component (GO): chloroplast
Molecular function (GO): peptidyl-prolyl cis-trans isomerase activity
Source: RefSeq, a predicted model, not a curated record